Messenger RNA from Penicillium canariense, 1362 nucleotides. RefSeq names its product phosphotransferase family protein. The transcript has a single exon. Lineage: Eukaryota; Fungi; Ascomycota; Eurotiomycetes; Eurotiales; Aspergillaceae. The coding region runs from base 1 to 1362 and encodes 453 amino acids. The record is from RefSeq and is a predicted model, not a curated record.
AUGGACUUUGACAAUCUCGCGCAACAGCAGUCAGAUCGAAUAUUCCGGGUUUGGAUACAAAACCUACUCAGGAAUUCACCAGAGGAUUUGGCGGGCAAGCUCGCUUCCCGGCAUUGCCCUGGUACGCCUGUGACAGCGUCGCGACUAUCAAACGGCGCUUUCAAUAUUUGCUACCGGGUCACCUUCGAAAAUGGAGAUCGCGUCGUGGUUCGCUUUGCGGCCCUUGGUCGUGUCAUCGCUCGUAACGAAAAGGUUGAAGAUGAGGUCGCCAUAAUGGAUUAUGUUGCUCAGCACACAGCGAUCCCUGUUCCAAAGGUCUUAGGGUAUGGCAAGUGUGUGGUGGGUCCGUACAUUGUUAUGUCUUUUAUUGAAGGGAAUCAGUUGAGCGGAUACCUCAGAGAUUCAUCUCAGGAGACAGUCACAUUGAGUUCGAAUAUCUCGAUGUCUGUCCUAAGGAAAGCCUAUUUCGGGAUGGCUGAAGUGCUGCUCGAGCUGUCAAAACCCGAAUUUACGUUCAUUGGAGCUAUCAGACAAGACGAGUCAGGUGGCUGGACUGUGUCAAAAUGUCCGCUCAGUUUUAACAUGAAUCGGCUUGCUCAAUUUUCCAACAUUCCACACAGUAUCUUUGAGCGACGGCAUUUCAGCAACGCAGCGGAUUAUUUUGAGGAGCUCGCUCAACAACAUUUCUAUCAUCUCGAGCAUCAACGCAACGACGCAGUUACGGAUGAAGCCGACUGCCGGAAGAAAUACAUUGCACGUUGUCUUUUUCGCAAACUUUCGCGUGAGGUAUCCGGAGAACAUUGCAGUGGACCUUUCCGGCUCUACUGCGAUGAUCUUUGCCCGGACAAUGUCCUUGUUGAUGCAUCAAGGCUUGUUGUCACUGGGGUGGUCGACUGGGAAUUUGCUUAUGCUGCCCCAGUUGAAUUCACAUAUGCUGCUCCAUGGUGGCUCUUAUUGGAGCGCCCGGAGGACUGGGAACUCGAUCUAGAUCAGUUUUUGGUUCGUUUCAUGCCGAGAUUUCGCACUUUUCUUGAAGUACUUCAAGAUUGUGAGGAAAGAAAAAUCAAAGGCGGAUCCUUGUCCCAGUCCCAGCGUCUAUCGAUUGCUAUGGAGAAAUCAUUGGAGACUGGACUAUUUUGGAUUUGCCUUGCUUCAAGACACAGCUCCAUGUUUGAUGAGAUCUAUUGGAACUUCAUUGAUCCAAAGUUUUUUGGACCUUUUACAGUGCUUGAGGAUCGACUACGCCUGUUAAGCACAGAAGAGUGUGCGGACAUUGACAUUUUCAUUGAGAAGAAAAUACACCAGGCAAGUGAGGGUAAUUUAGUUUCACAUUACAGCAUUGACGAACUAGUUGAUCUGUAA